AAACAAUUUAAAUCUGCUCUGCCAGGACCGGGAGAGGAUUUAGCUGAGCGGCUGUCAUCUGAUCCUCCGGUCUUUCUUCUCUGUACUUUUUGUUUCUCACGAGAAGGAAGCCUCUGACGUCAAUAAUAAGGGAGGCUGGCCGGAGCACUUAGCUUUACUUUUGGCGCCAGGUUCGAAGUGACGCCUUUUGAGAAAACAGAGGAGAGGAGAUGGCUGGAGAGAUCCAAGAAAAGGCCAAAAUGACGUUUCCGUUUCCUUGUAUACCAUAUCCCAUUCAGGAAGAAUUCAUGGCUAAACUUUAUCAGGUCUUGGAGACUGGGAAGAUUGGCAUAUUUGAAAGCCCAACUGGCACAGGAAAAUCUUUGAGUCUUAUCUGUGGAGCCCUCACAUGGCUCCGAGACUUUGAAGGGAAGAAGAGACAGGAAGACGCCCGGCUGCUAGCAAUGGAAAGCAAUGGAAAGGAUACAAAAGAACAGCCUGCAAAAGGCAGCACGGAGACUGCAGGUAGCCAGGCACCAACCGACGAGCCUGAUUGGAUUGCCCAUUUUGUGCAGAAGAAAGGAGAACGGGAAACUGUACAAAAGCUGAAGGAAGAGCAAAUCAGGAGGAAGAAGAGAGAAGAACGUCUUGAGCAAAUUCGCCACAAUGUGCAGCUGAAGUACACAUCUAAAAGAAAGAGGAUUGAGGAGGAGACAGAGCAGCUGCUCCAGCUCAGUAAGGAAGUGUUGUCUAACCUGGGUGAGUUGGGGACUUCGGAGCCGUUGGAUCAGAACGAGGAAGAUCUGAUCCUUGCCGAGUACGAGAGUGACGAGGAGAAGAAAGUGGGAAGGAGGUUAAGUGAAGAUGAUGAUGAUAUAGAGGAGGAGCAUAUAACUAAGAUUUACUACUGCAGCCGUACUCAUUCCCAGCUGGCCCAGUUUGUACAUGAGGUUCAGAAGAGCCCUUUUGGUAAGGAGACUCGGAUGGUCUCCUUGGGGUCUAGGCAGAACCUGUGUGUGAAUGAGGAAGUGAGAUGCCUGGGAGCCGUCCAGCUCAUAAAUGAUCGCUGUAUGGAGAUGCAGAAGAAUAAACAUGGGAAUAAGAGUACGGAAGAGGAGACAGAAGGGAAGAAAAGGCGCGUGAGCCGAGCAGUUUGUCCGUUUUACUCCUAUGAGCGCAUGCAGUUUCUUCGGGAUGAAGUUCUGAUUGAGGUGAAAGAUAUUGAGCAGCUGGUGACGCUGGGGAAGGAAGCAAAAGCCUGCCCGUAUUAUGGAAGCCGAUAUGCCAUCCCAGCUGCUCAGCUGGUGGUGUUGCCGUAUCAAAUGCUUCUGCAUGAAGCUACCAGAAGUGCUUCUGGGAUCAAGCUGAAGGAUCAGGUGGUGAUCAUUGAUGAAGGCCACAAUCUGAUAGAUACCCUCACCUGCAUCUACAGUGCUCAGGUUAGCGGUUCUCAGCUACGCUGUGCCCAUUCCCAGCUGAUGCAGUAUAUGGAGCGAUACAGGAAGCGCUUGAAAGCAAAGAACCUGAUGUACAUUAAGCAAAUUCUGUUUUUGCUGGAGAAAUUUGUGGCUGUUCUUGGAGGAAAUAUAAAUCAAAAUCCAAAUACUCAGAGCAUUCCACAAGCAGGGGUCCAGCUGAAAUCUAUCAAUGACUUCCUGUUCCAGUGCCAGAUUGACAACAUCAAUCUCUUUAAGGUUCAGCGCUACUGUGAGAAAAGCCUCAUCAGCAGGAAGCUGUUUGGGUUUGUUGAGAGGUAUGGGGUAUCUGGAGCUCUGAAAACUAGGAAAGAAGACCAGAAGAUGUCUGGUUUGCAGAAUUUCCUGCAAACCCUGAACAAGAGGCAAGAGAAGGAAGGAACCCUGCGGAGUUCUCCUGAAGAUGCUGGGGAUGAUCAGCCCAAAAUGGCAUCUCCUCUCAUGCACAUUGAGGGGUUCCUAGCUGCACUCACAAAUGCAAACCAAGAUGGAAGAGUAAUCCUCACCAGACAAGGCACUUUAGCUCUGAGCAGCCUCAAGUUUCUUUUGCUGAAUCCCGCCGUGCACUUUGCCAAGGUGCUGAAGGAGUGUCGGGCUGUGAUCAUUGCUGGGGGCACUAUGCAGCCGGUGGCCGAUUUCCGGGAGCAGCUUCUGGUAUGCGCGGGUGUCGGUGCCGACAGGAUUGAGGAGUUCUCCUGUGGUCAUGUGAUUCCCCCAGAGAACAUCUUACCCAUCAUCCUCUGUAGUGGUCCGUCCAACCAGCAGCUGGAAUUCACCUAUGAGAAGAGAGGCCUGCCUCAGAUGAUGGAUGAGACGGGGCGGAUUCUCUGUAACCUGUGCAACGUUGUCCCCGGGGGCCUGGUGUGCUUCUUCCCCUCCUAUGAGUAUGAGAAGCAGGUGUACAUGCGCUGGGAGAAGACUGGGCUGCUUACCCAGCUGGCAGCUAAGAAGAAGAUAUUUCAGGAACCAAAGCGAGCUAAUCAAGUGGAGCAGGUGUUGGCCGAAUAUGCCAAGUGCAUCAGGCGUUGCGGCCAAGCAGGAGGCGCCACAACAGGAGCGCUGCUGUUCUCUGUAGUCGGUGGGAAAAUGAGCGAAGGAAUAAAUUUUUCCAAUGACCUGGGAAGGUGUGUGAUCAUGGUGGGCAUGCCUUACCCCAACAUCAAGUCUCCAGAACUCCAGGAGAAAAUGGCGUACCUUGACAAGACCAUGCCACAAAAUGCAGGCCAAGCACCCAGCAGGAGUCUGAUUGAGAACCUGUGCAUGAAAGCAGUCAACCAGUCAAUAGGGAGAGCAAUUCGCCAUCAAAAGGACUUUGCUAGCAUUGUGCUCUUAGAUCACAGGUAUGCCCGUCCAGCUAUUUUCAACAAGCUGCCUCAGUGGAUCAAGAGCAGGACCCAGAUCAAAGCUGCCUUUGGGGCAGCCUUUGCAGCACUAAGAAAGUUUCACUUGGAAAAGAGAUCAAGUUGUGAGUCUGUAUCUUUCUGCUAACAGGCGUGCUUGCAGCUACCGCAUCCCUCUGCAUGAAGUGCCUUCAGUGUGUUUGGAUGUAUUGUGUAUUUAUUUUCAUUGCAUUAUGUUAAUAUAGAUGUUUCCCUUAAUAGCUUAAAAUGUUUUUCCAAACCUCAUACUCCAGUUUUGUGUCGCCUGUGAUUUUAGACACAUUACAUUACUAGAUCAGGGCUAUGGCAUGUGGGAGCUUUCUAUUUAUGUGAGACAAAAUUUGCUCUGUUCCUUGGGGCACGU
Messenger RNA from Rhineura floridana, 3197 nucleotides. RefSeq names its product DEAD/H-box helicase 11 (gene DDX11). The coding region runs from base 210 to 2942 and encodes 910 amino acids. Gene Ontology annotation, biological process: nucleobase-containing compound metabolic process; establishment of sister chromatid cohesion. Gene Ontology annotation, cellular component: nucleus. Gene Ontology annotation, molecular function: ATP binding; DNA helicase activity; DNA binding. The transcript is spliced from 27 exons. NCBI's taxonomy places the organism in Eukaryota, Metazoa, Chordata, Lepidosauria, Squamata, Rhineuridae. The record is from RefSeq and is a predicted model, not a curated record.